Phytophthora nicotianae INRA-310 is the source of this 492-nucleotide messenger RNA. RefSeq lists its product as hypothetical. Lineage: Eukaryota; Oomycota; Peronosporomycetes; Peronosporales; Peronosporaceae. The record is from RefSeq and is a predicted model, not a curated record. The transcript has a single exon. The coding region runs from base 1 to 384 and encodes 127 amino acids.
AUGAAAUUCGCGACUGUGUUUGCCUCAGUCGUGAUCCUCGGCGUCUCCAAAGCCGAACAUUUACCAACGCAGCGAACAGAGGCCCAGGCCCUGAAAUUUCGAUCACCACUGCGAACCCCUCGACGUACAUGGGAAUCGGCCCUGAAAUAUUCCCCGUUUCGACUACCAGCGCCAGCGGCAGCACCACUACCACUGUCGACCUGUCUCCUAACUGUAACCAAGCUUGCCCGGAUGACUAUGAACCCGUUUGCGCAACGGAUGGCAAACAGCAACUCGUGCAAGUUGGGCGUCGCGGCUUGCCAAUACCCGACCGAGGGUCUUGCAAAGAAUGCUGAUGGUCCAUGCAAGCAAUUGGAAACCAAGAGCUCAUCAUCUCGGUUAUGACGAAGAAAGUCGCAAUGCUAACAUGACGCUGUUGCGCUGAUUUAGAAGCCUCUGGGGGAAAGAGUCAGGAUUCUGAAGCGAUCAAACAAAGUAAUUGUUGUUGGGAUC